Molecule: messenger RNA, 4584 nt
Organism: Petromyzon marinus (sea lamprey)
Lineage: Eukaryota; Metazoa; Chordata; Hyperoartia; Petromyzontiformes; Petromyzontidae
Product: serine/threonine-protein kinase/endoribonuclease IRE1-like
Biological process (GO): mRNA processing; protein phosphorylation; IRE1-mediated unfolded protein response
Cellular component (GO): IRE1-TRAF2-ASK1 complex
Molecular function (GO): ATP binding; protein serine/threonine kinase activity; RNA endonuclease activity
Source: RefSeq, a predicted model, not a curated record
GGGCGACGUCACCAUCAGUGGCGCGCGUGAAGACUCGACACAUGACAUCGCUGCAAUCUACGUGACGUCAUCACUACACUCGCAGCGUGAUGCGAACUCCACAAGCUGUGCAACAUCGCCGCUACACGCGGCGCGACGUCAUAGACCACGCCGGUAAUUACGUCACCACGCACGCGCGACGGGAUGUCGUCACUGCAAACCGCUAAUCGCGGCGUGACGUCACCUCACAGCCCCCCCCCCCACCACCACCACCGGGGUGGCGCCGGCGUGUUGACGCGCGACGUCACACGUCCCUGGGCCAAUGGGAGCGCGAGGUGUGGAGCUUCCUGUUGUGGGCCUGGGGGGGGGAGGGGACCGGGGCCCCGGACCCUGAAUCCCCCCAGCAACUCUCACAGAGCGCAGCCCUAGGGGCGUCCUCUGGAGCCCCCCCACCGUCUCCCCUACUACUGAGGUACUUACUGAGUCCACUAGAGUCCUCUGGAGCCCCCCCCCCCGUCUCCCCUACUACUGAGGUACUUACUGAGUCCCCGGGUCUCUGUCUCCUUGAGUCCCCUAGUCCUUGAGUCCUCUAGUCCUCGAGUCCUUGUCUCCGCUCUAGCUCCCGACUCCCUGUCUCCCCCGAGUUCCCAAGUCCCUGGAAGUCUCCCCGAGUCACCACCGAGUCGUUGAGUCUCGAGUCCCUCAAAUCCCACGUCUCUCUGAGUCCCAUGUCCCCGGGUCUCCCGAGUCCCUGAGUGUCCCCCCCAAGUCGUCGCCUCCCUGGCCUGCUGUGGUUGAGGCGAUGCCGGUCACGUCGCCUCGUCGCCUCUCUGCCCUGGCGUGGCCUCCGAUGGUGCUGCUGCUGUGCCUCACCGCGGUGUGCCCCGGCGUGGGCGAGGGUGGCACCGUGGCGGUGCCGGAGACGCUGCUGUUUGUCUCCACGCUGGACGGCAGCAUGCACGCCGUCUCACGCCUCACCGGCGCCGUCAAGUGGACCCUCAAGGAAGAGGCCGUGCUGCAGGUGCCCGUUCAUCUUGCCGAACCCGCGUUUCUGCCGGACCCUAGCGAUGGCAGCCUCUACACGCUCGGGGGGAAACACGGCGAGGGACUCGCCAAGCUGCCAUUCACCAUCCCGGAGCUGGUGCAGGCGUCUCCGUGCCGCAGCAGCGACGGCGUGCUCUACACCGGCAGGAAGGUGGACGCGUGGUACGUGGUGGACCCCACCACGGGUGAGAAGCAGCAGACGCUCACCACGGCCGUCCCCGUCAACGUGUGUCCCUCCUCACCACUCCUCUACAUCGGCCGCUCUGAGUACACGGUGACUCUGUACGACACGGCGACGCGCGAGGUGCGUUGGAACGCCACCUACUACGACUACUCGGCCAGUCUACCCGACGUGGAGGCGCAGCAGCAGCACUCGCUGGUGCACUUUGCGUCGAGCGGCGACGGGCUGGUGGUGUCGGUGGACGGCGACACGGGCCAGGUGGCGUGGGCCCGCGACUUCGGCUCGCCGGCCGUGGGGCUGUACGCGUGGAGCGGCAGCGCGCUGCGCCGCGUGGCGCGCACCGCCGUCGCCGCCGAGACGCUGCGCUUCCUCACCUUCAUGUCGGGCGACGCGGGCCGCAUCACGCGCUGGAAGUACCCCUUCCCGCUGGGGCCCGCCAACACCAAGCUGCUACCGACCCUGUACGUGGGGAAGUACUCGCGCAGCCUGUACGCGUCGCCCUCGCUCGUCCAUGAGGGCGUGUCUGUCGUGCCGAGGGGCCGGCCCCUGCCCCUGCUGGAGGGCCCCGUGCCGGACCAUCUGACGUCGCCCGUAUCGGGCGAUGAAGGCCAUGAGUGUGAGAUCACCCCCAGCACCGAUGUCAAGUACCCACAAGGCACUGGGGCUGGCGCUCGCUCCCAUCUGCAGUCCAACCAUUGGCUGCUCAUCGGACACCACGAGCGCCCGCUGCCGGCGCACGGCGAGCUCCCCAACGGCCUCCCCGAGCGCGCCGCCGCAUCCGGCACCGUCAUCCCCAGCGCCGGCGCUGGCGGCGGCAGAGACGGUGGCGCGGAGGGCGGCGAUCGACACUCGUACACGCCGGACCCCGGCGGAGACCCCUCGCCCCCCGAGAGGGACGCCGGUCGGGGUGGCGGCGCCCGGGGUGACGGGCCGGGCCCCCCGCCCGCGGCGGGCCCCCCGCGACCCCCCCACGAGCCCCCCCCCGCGGUGUCGAGGGACGUCGCCGUGCUGCUGCUGGGCUCCGUGCUGCUCGCGGGAUGGGUGGCCUUCCUCGUCACCUACCCCAGGACGGUGCAGCAGCAGCGUGAGCAGCGCCAGCAGCUUGAGGAGCGCCUGGAGGAGCGCCUGCAGCUGCUGGCGCAAGCGCAGGCCUUGGCCCUGGCGGCGCCCGGCUCCCCGGCUCCGUCACAAUCCUCCUCCUCCACCUCCUCGUCGUCCGCCUCCUCCUCCUCGUCGUCGCGGCUGCUCCCCCGCUCCCCGGGGGGCGGAGAGCGGCGCCCCACCGACUCACCCCGGCACCGCUUGAGCCGCUCCUCAGGGUCCGGACGCCUGCGUCACUCUGGCGGUGCCACGGCCCCCGGCGCCGUCGCAGAGGGGAGCGCCGGCGAGCGCGACGAUGACGACGAGGAGGGCGAGGAGGAGGGCGAGGAGGGCGAGGAGGAGACGCGUGUGGGCAGCAUCUCUUUCUACCCGCGCCACGUGCUGGGCCACGGUGCCGAGGGCACCAUCGUCUACAGGGGCCGGUUUGACGGGCGCGCCGUGGCCGUGAAGCGCAUCCUGCCCGAGUGCUUCAGCUUUGCGGAGCGCGAGGUGCGGCUGCUACGCGAGUCCGACGAGCACGCGCACGUCAUCCGCUACUUCUGCACGGAGCGCGACCGCCAGUUCCAGUACAUCGCCACUGAGCUGUGUGCCGCCACACUGCGCGAGUAUGUGCUGGACCCGGCCUUCGAGCGGCGAGGCCUCGACCCCGUCACGCUGCUGCAGCAGACGCUGUCCGGCCUGGCUCACCUCCACUCGCUCAACAUCGUGCACAGGGACCUGAAGCCCCACAACAUCCUGCUGUCGCUGCCCAGCGGCCACGGCCGCAUCAAGGCCCUCAUCUCUGACUUCGGCCUGUGCAAGAAGCUGUCGGCCGGCAGGCAGAGCUUCAGCCUGCGCUCGGGGAUCCCCGGCACGGAGGGGUGGAUCGCGCCGGAGCUGCUCACGCAGGACUGCAGCCCGACGUGUGCUGUAGACAUCUUCUCCGCUGGCUGUGUGCUCUACUUCGUGCUCUCGGGGGGCCGCCACCUCUUCGGGGACCGCCUGCACCGCCAGGCCAACAUCCUCGCCGGCGCCUACAGCAUGGAGCAGCUGUCGCCCGACGAGCACGACGGCGCCAUCGCUCGCGCUCUCAUCGGGUCGAUGAUCGCGGCCGUCCCCGCCCGGCGUCCGUGCGCCGGCCGUGCCCUCAAGCACCCCUUCUUCUGGAGCCGCGAGAAGCAGCUCCACUUCUUCCAGGACGUGAGCGACCGGAUCGAGAAGGAGCCGCUGGACGCGCCGGUGGUGCGGGCGCUGGAGAGGGGCGGUCGCGCCAUCGUGCGCGACGACUGGCGCUCGCGCAUCACGCUGCCGCUGCAGAUCGACCUGCGGAAGUUCCGGUCGUACCGCGGGAGCUCUGUGCGCGACCUGCUGCGUGCCAUGCGCAACAAGAAGCACCACUAUCGCGAGCUGCCGAGCGACGUGCAGCAGACGCUGGGCUCCGUGCCCGACGACUUCGUCACCUACUUCACGUCACGGUUCCCGCACCUCCUCUUGCACACCUACACCGCCAUGGCCGCCUGUGCCCAUGAGCGCCUCUUCCACGCCUACUACCACCACGAGCACCAGCAGGACGCCGAUGCCACCGCCGAUGCCACCAAUGCCGCCGCUCGAGCGCCACUGCUGGCGCCACCAACGGAGGCCUGAGCGGCAGCGAUGCGGGGAGAGAGGCGACAGCUGCUUGUUGACGCCGCCCCGGCUGCUGCAUCAUGGGAGAUGCAGCAGCUGUCGUUGGUGCCGCGAGCCUGGCACGGCUGGCGAAGGGUGCGGGCCAGAGGGGGAAGAGCUCACAGACGGAUGGGGAAAGUGAGUGGACGGACAGGCGGCAGCAUGGAUGCAGGCAGUCGCAUUGGAGGCCUUGGCCAGACUGCUGUGGCAAGUGGUGGGGGGCAGGGGUAGCAAGCCCAGUCCCCCUGCAGCUCUGCCCCCAACAAAUGAGGAUGCUGAGAGGAGUCGACCCUGCAAUUAUUUUGUGGCCCAAAGCGCCUCCAAUAACGCCUGCGUUCCUGUGGCUGCCCUGCUGGGGGGGGGUGUGGGGGGGGUUGUGGGUGGCCCCAGACUGCUGACAGUGAAGCGCUUAUUUAAAUGGUGAUGGUUUUGGGGAUUCCUUCCUUAUCUUGAGAAAAUGAAAUUGACCAAAGUUUUGAAAAGCAAAAAAAACAUUUUUACAGGAAGCCACCGCCUCAAUCUGCUCGUGCAGAUUGUGAGGCAGUGGUGGUGCGCGUUUGUGCGCAUGGGUGUAUUUAACUUGAUUUGUACUUCUACUGAAACCACUGUAAAUAAAACUCUGCUUUUGCCUAUAA